AUGUCCAAGCAACACAAACAGAAAAACUUAACCGAAGAGUUCAUCGACGUAGACGAUGAAAUUCAAACUAAUACUCAACAAACUGGGUAUGCUUGGGAAGAAGAGUAUAAGCGUAGUUGGGAUGUACUACAGGAAGACGAGGAUGGAAGUCUGAAACGAACUGUCGAAAAUCUUCAACAACGGAAAAGGAAAAGGCUUUUUCGAGAUACAGCGACGAUUCGACGUGGGAUAAUACGACACAUGUUCUUGAUCAUAGACCUUUCCGAAGCAAUGAUGGAAAAAGAUCUUCGUCCAUCUCGAUUGGAUCUAACUCUUUCAUACGCUGAACAAUUUAUUCUAGAGUAUUUUGAUCAAAAUCCAAUUUCUCAACUUGCCAUAAUUGUAACAAAGGGAGGCUAUGCAGAAAAAAUUUCCGAUCUGACUGGGAAUCCAAUGGAUAAUAUACGUGCUUUAAAAAAUAAGAAAAAUACAGAUACUGAUGGUGAACCGUCUUUACAAAAUUCUUUAGAGAUGGCAAGAUCAACUUUAAUUCACGUUCCAUCUCAUGGUUCACGAGAAAUUUUGAUCAUUAUGGGAUCCCUUACAACCUGUGAUCCGGGAGAUAUUUACGAUACAAUAGAUAAUUUGGUAAAUGAAAAUAUUCGCGUCUCAGUAGUUGGAUUAGCUGCCGAGGUACAGAUAUGUAAACUCAUGUGCAAAAAAACAAAGGGCACGUACGGAGUAGUUCUGAAUGAAGCACAUUUUAAAGAUCUACUCUUUGAAAUAAUACCACCGCCUCCAGUCUCAAAUACUCAAAACAAAGCUGAAUUGGUUAUAAUGGGGUUCCCAAGUAGUGUUUCUGAUUCAUCGCCUUCACUUUGUGCAUGUCAUUCAAAACCUACAAUUGGUGGUUACAUUUGCGCUCGAUGUCACUCAAAAAUUUGCGAUUUGCCAACGGACUGUCCGGUGUGUGAACUUACACUUGUAUCAAGUCCACAUUUAGCAAGAUCAUAUCAUCAUUUGUUUCCCAUAAAUAAUUUUGUAGAAGUUCCGUGGAAUAAUAAUAGUGUAUCUCCAACACAUUGCUUUUCAUGUCAAAUUCCUUUUCCGUCUUUUCUAGGAGUACGUGGUGGUGCGGUACCUAUUGAAACUAGCGGUCGAUAUAAAUGCAAUAGAUGCCAACAACAUUUUUGCAUUGAUUGUGAUGUUUUCGUUCAUGAGGUUAUUCAUAAUUGUCCAGGAUGUUUGGCAGCCAUUCAUUAA
Messenger RNA from Funneliformis geosporum, 1242 nucleotides. NCBI's taxonomy places the organism in Eukaryota, Fungi, Glomeromycota, Glomeromycetes, Glomerales, Glomeraceae. The record is from the annotation of a GenBank genome assembly.